AUGGCACAACAGCAGCAGAAUGGCGAGCCCGUAAUGCGCAGGAAGCUCGUCAUCAUCGGCGACGGCGCCUGCGGAAAGACGAGUCUUCUGAGUGUCUUCACUCUCGGUUACUUUCCAACUCGCUACGUCCCAACCGUCUUUGAAAACUACGUCACCGACUGUCGAGUAGACGGCAAAUCUGUGCAGCUCGCCCUCUGGGAUACCGCCGGCCAAGAAGACUACGAGCGCCUGCGCCCCCUCGCCUACUCCAAAGCGCACGUCAUCCUCAUCGGCUUCAGCGUCGACUCGCCCGACUCCCUCGAUAACGUCAAGCACAAGUGGGCGGAAGAGGCGCGCGAACGCUGUCCCACGGUGCCCAUUAUCCUCGUCGCUCUCAAGAAGGAUCUCAGAGACGAUCCGUUGGCCCAAGAGGAGAUGAGGAAGAAGAGUCUGAGGUUCACGACGACAAAACAGGGCACGGAUAUGAAGGAGAUGAUUGGGGCGAGAAAGUAUCUCGAGUGCAGUAGUCUGACGGGUGAUGGUGUUGAUGAUGUCUUUGAGGCGGCGACUAGGGCCGCGCUGUUGAGUGUGGAUAAGAAGGAGAAUCCGGGGUGUGGGUGUGUUGUUCUUUGA
This is a messenger RNA of Alternaria postmessia, 612 nucleotides long. RefSeq names its product Rho GTPase (gene RHO2). The record is from RefSeq and is a predicted model, not a curated record. The transcript is spliced from 3 exons. The coding region runs from base 1 to 612 and encodes 203 amino acids. Gene Ontology annotation, biological process: small GTPase-mediated signal transduction. NCBI's taxonomy places the organism in Eukaryota, Fungi, Ascomycota, Dothideomycetes, Pleosporales, Pleosporaceae. Gene Ontology annotation, molecular function: GTP binding; GTPase activity.